Molecule: messenger RNA, 10869 nt
Organism: Toxotes jaculatrix (banded archerfish)
Lineage: Eukaryota; Metazoa; Chordata; Actinopteri; Toxotidae
Product: ATP-dependent RNA helicase DDX3X-like
Exons: 20
Coding region: 285-2507 (740 amino acids)
Biological process (GO): gamete generation; cell differentiation
Cellular component (GO): P granule; nucleus
Molecular function (GO): RNA binding; RNA helicase activity; ATP binding
Source: RefSeq, a predicted model, not a curated record
UGACGGCUUCGAAACAGCUUCAGCUGAGGAGAAAAUCGACAUCAGCUGAGUUUGCAUGAAGUGCCAUCCUUGUAGCUGAAAUACAGGAAUUUAUCAUCACGUUAAAUUCAACAACUGCGUUUUAUAAAGUUGCGUGUAACUGUUGUAAGCCAACGAAAUAACUGUCAUCUGUCGUAACCACAGAAACAGGGCAGAGGCAAAGGAGAAAUAACAUUACAUCAAAACCCGGCAAACAAAGAGAGCCUUUUUUCAACGACAACAUUUUUCCUCCAUAUUCUAUAGUUAUGAGUCAUGUGGCCGUCGAAAAUGCCCACGGCCUAGAGCAGCAGCUCGCUGUCCUAGACUUGAGUGCAGCAGACGGACAAGGUGGAGGCACAAACAGGCGAUACAUUCCUCCACAUUUACGGAACAAAGACGCUUCCAAAAAUGCAGGAAAUGCCUUUGCUGCUGGUCGACAAGGUGUCUACACCAUGGCGCCUCCAGCCAACUAUGGUUGGGAUGGGGGCCGCAACAACUUUGUUAAUGGGUACCAUGACAACCGGAUGACUGGCAACUCAUUUAACCGCGGCCCGCCUCGCAUGGAGCGGGGCCGAGGUGGCGUCGGAGGAGGUGGCUACCGCGGCAACAGGGGAGGAUCCUUCAACCCAAUCAACCCGGCACAGCCAAUGGGAUUUGGUGGCUACGAAAAUAAAGACGCAGGCGGCUGGAACACGCCCAAGGAGGCCUAUAGCAGUUUUGGCAACAACCGAGGGAAGUCUGCAUUCUUCAAUGACAGAGGCAAUGCUAAUAGAGGGAGGUUUGAGCACGGCGGAUUUGGUGGCGGAGGUGGAGGAGGAAACAGCCGCUGGGUGGAGGAGUCCAGAGAUGACGGAGACUGGUCCAAACCGACACCACGUAACGAACGCCUUGAACAUGAGUUGUUCUCUGGCAGCAACACUGGGAUUAACUUUGAGAAAUACGAUGACAUUCCAGUUGAGGCCACAGGACAGAACUGCCCUCACCACAUCGAGAGUUUCCAAGAUGUGGACAUGGGUGAGAUCAUCAUGGGUAACAUAGCUCUGAGUCGCUACACCAGACCAACUCCAGUCCAGAAAUAUGCCAUCCCUAUUGUCAAGUCAAAGAGAGACCUCAUGGCCUGCGCACAGACAGGUUCUGGGAAGACUGCAGCGUUCCUGCUGCCGAUCCUGAGCCAGAUCUACACUGAUGGACCAGGAGAAGCUCUUAAGGCUGCUAAAGCCUCUGGACAGGAUAACGGGAAGUAUGGGCGUCGUAAGCAGUACCCCAUCUCUCUGGUACUGGCUCCAACCAGAGAACUGGCAUUACAAAUAUAUGAUGAAGCCAGGAAGUUUUCCUACCGAUCCAGAGUGCGUCCCUGUGUUGUGUAUGGAGGAGCAGAUAUUGGCCAGCAGAUCAGGGAUCUGGAGAGAGGCUGCCACCUCCUCGUGGCCACACCGGGAAGACUGGUGGACAUGAUGGAGAGGGGCAAGAUUGGACUGGACUACUGCAACUACCUGGUCCUGGAUGAGGCAGAUCGUAUGUUGGACAUGGGCUUUGAACCACAGAUAAGACGCAUUGUGGAACAAGACACCAUGCCGCAUAAAGGCCUCCGACAAACCAUGAUGUUCAGUGCUACCUUUCCUAAAGAGAUCCAGAUCCUGGCCAGGGAUUUCCUGGAGGAGUAUAUCUUCUUGGCGGUGGGCAGAGUGGGUUCCACCUCGGAGAACAUCACUCAGAAGGUGGUGUGGGUGGAAGAGAGCGAUAAGAGGUCAUUCCUCCUGGACCUUCUCAGCGCCACAGUCAUCCCCAGCGAGGUACAGGACAAUACUGGAGACAACAUAGAGAAACCUGGUAAGGACUCGUUGACUCUGGUUUUCGUGGAGACCAAGAAAGGCGCCGAUGCCUUGGAGGACUUCCUGUAUCGGGAGGGCUACGCCUGCACCAGUAUCCAUGGCGACCGCUCCCAGAGAGACAGAGAAGAGGCCCUGAACCAGUUCAGAUCAGGAAAAUGCCCCAUUCUGGUGGCCACAGCGGUAGCAGCUCGGGGUCUGGACAUCUCCAAUGUGAAACAUGUUAUUAACUUUGACCUGCCCAGCGACAUAGAAGAGUAUGUCCACCGUAUUGGACGUACAGGACGUGUCGGAAACUUGGGACUGGCCACAUCCUUCUUCAAUGACAAGAACGGGAACAUCACUAAAGACCUGCUGGACAUCCUAGUAGAGGCCAAACAGGAAGUUCCCUCAUGGCUCGAGAGCCUAGCCUAUGAACACCAGCAUAAGAGCAGCAACAGAGGACGCUCCAAGAGGUUCUCUGGAGGUUUUGGAGCACGUGAUUAUCGCCAAACGGCCGCUGGAGGCAACACCGGAGGGUUUGGAGGACGUGGAAGUCGCAGCCAGGCAGGACAUGGAGGAAACCGUGGCUUUGGAGGAGGUGGUUUUGGUAACUUCUACACUAGUGACGGCUACGGAGGCAACUACUCACACUCUCAAGUUGACUGGUGGGGCAACUAGGUUCCUCCUUCCUUCAUCUCCCCUUCACUCAUCCCUCUUUCUUCUUCUCCUCACUCAUCCUCCUCCUUCUCCCCUCACUGUUGUCUGCACUCCAUCUGUCUCCACCUUUCCAUUAACCCCAAAAACCCAUGUGCAUGUUAUUGAACUAUUUAUACUCGUUUAUAUAGUCCUCCUUCCACCACUAUAUGCUAAGAUCUUUUAAAUCCUCUUUAGAUUUUUCUGUUCCUCUCCAUCUACACCCUUGUCCUUACAGUUCCUCAUCCUUUUUUGAUUUCUUAAGUUCUGAUAAAUCGUCUUAAAACAGGCCAAAAAAAAAGGAUUCUUCCAUUUUAGUUUACACUAGCCACAGAUUUAUUUCCAGCAAGAAAUAUCCUUCGGUUACGGUGAGGACUUUUUAAACUUUUGCCCUCUGUAACAUGUCUGAAAAAAAAAAAAACAAUUAAAUUAAAGUUCUAGGUGUUCUUUUAACUCCCUAAGAUAUAUGCACACCUAAGAUAUACAGUGUGCAGACUUCUCCUAAACAGCUGUAUAAGACCAGGGCCCAUAUUUCCACUUUAGAUUUGAGUUGUGGCUUCAUUAUGUUUUUUGUCUGUAUUCACCCAAAGCCAGCCAGGCUUCCUGUGUACCUUCACAUCAUCUUCAUAUGUAACGCAUGGCCAUGUUGUGAAUCAGCGGCCGAAAACUUUUCUAAAACAUAGCGCAGAGAAAGGCGAGUCGUCAGAUCUGAGCAAAACACUGGCUGAGGUCUCCUUCACUUACAUGACAGAUUCUUAAAAGGGGCCACAGAAACAGCAAAAUCCUUGUUUUUUAUUUUUUCACCUUUUUAAAACGUAUAGAGGUAUUGAUUUACCGAGAAAGAUGUCCGACAGAGACAGAAGAGACACGGGGCUGGGACGCCGGCAGACGUUGCCCAUUUGCAAUGAUGCCAGCAAACAGACUUGUGGUUGUUAAUAUCACAACUACAAAUGGAAUUUCUUUGUUUGAAACAAACCAUAUUGGAGGAUCAUUUGUUUCUGUACCGUGCCUUUCAGAAUUUGAACUUUGUCUCUUAAUUCCAUUGUUUUUAUUGCCAUAAUACGUAACUGGCUAUAAGUAUUGGCCAACUGUGACUAAAAAAAAAAUCUGUAUUUAAUGUCAUGUAUGGGUUCAAACAUGUUUUUCUUUAUUUCUAUUUGGAAGGAAACAAACUAGGCUUGAACUAAAUCAAACCUUGGCAAAAAAAAAAAAAACCUAAACAAAAACUGUGGUGAGGAACCUCAACGUUGUUCCUUAUCUGUCUAUUGGAGUUCAAAUUCAUCAGAAGGUCUCUGAUGAGCUGAUUCCCAACAGCAUAUUACCACUGUGACCAUAUUUCUAGAUUUUUUAAAUACACCCUCAUCCAAAGCCACUAAAAUGGGUUGAGAAACAUUGCAUUUGUCUUAUUCGAAAAUAGAAGUAUUAAUUACAAAAACAGACCUCUUUGCUUCACUAGGCUGUAAACAGAGAUAAUAGCUGUGGUUUUAUGCUUCUGGGAAACCAGAUACCUCUCAUUGACCUGUAUGUCACAUCUAUAGCUCUGGUUUGAGCUUGAGUUUGGGUUUCUCAAAACCAUCUUGUCACUAAUUUUUGGGUCACUUGAUGCCAGAAGCAGAGCCACUGAGAGAGAAUUUGGUGUCGCCGUGCAGCAGCACCAGGUGUUGUUUCCUCUCCCUCUCUUACCGUUUAGAUAUGUGCUCAGAUACCGUGGUCUGAUUGGGUGUGAUGCCAAAGCAAUGCCAAAAAAAAAGUAUAACCACAAUGUGGCUGCUGCUGAAAACCCCGGUGACCAAAUUUGAUCAGUGGCUGUGGAUUUUCAGCUGACUCUUAGUGCCAUCAUGCUCUUGGGAAACUGGCUCUGCUUCCACCACCAACAUCGAACCCCUUGUUUGCCAAAAGCUUCUUUCAAGGGGACACAACUAAAAGGCUAUAAGAGUUCAAAAUUUUCUUGCUCACUCUAUCCUGGAGAGUUACAUGAAGAGUCUUCUCUAAAAUAAGUCAUUCCAGUUUAUUCGUUAGGUCUUAAAGAUCUGUGGAGGUAAGGGAUAAAAGUAAAGAACUGGAUAAGCUAGCCUAACCCAUUUCACCGCAGGGACAGCUGGGGCUUCUGGAGGAUGUAAUGCCACACCUCUACAGCACACUUUAGCCAUGUCCUGUCUGACUGUACUAUGAGUUCAUGUGAAUACGCUUAAGAGUGCAGGUGCUUACAUUCCUGUCCUUAUGAUUGAACAGGUGCUGUAAUGAAGCCCAGUCCUCCGGUGCAGUGUUUCAAAGACAUCAACCAACAAAGGAAGCACAGAAAUGUUCUUAAAUCCAGAGUCAGACCAGCUUUUAAAGGCAGAACACACACACCAGUGGCUUAAAAUGCACUUCACAGCCUCUGCACCUGUUUUUUUUUCUGUGUAAGCUGCAGACCAGCAGCAUCUUGGCACAAACCAUUGCUUUUCUGACUGAUGCUGUUAUGAUCUUUACUGACAUCAAAGCGCAACAGCUCAUUCCAGCUAAUGUGCCUCCACUUCUGCUUCCACCUGUACGUCUGUGUGGUUGUUAAAUGACGCGACACAGCUGGUGUGUGCCGCACUUUGACUACCAUUAUCCCUUUCUAGCCCUGUUAAUGAAGUUAAAGAGCAGCCAAGCUCAGCAUAGCACAGCAAGACAUAGGACAGAUAAAGUGUGCUUGAGGACAAGUGGCACAACAGAACUGAAAAUCUUUGGCUACAAGAAAAAAGAAAAUCAUGUGGAUUUUCUUGAUGAAAUUAUUUUAUAAUACCUGGUUAGCCCUACUUUGCUCUGCUGUGGAACCAGGCUACACGGGGCAGUUGGUCUGCACCCAGAAACAUGUCCAUGUUUCAUCCCUUGUGCGAACGUGUAAAAGAAACUCCACUGCACAUUGGGACGGGUCAGUGGUAGAAGUCCUAUCCCCCUCUGUGUCAGUCAGUGGCAGAAUAAGCCAAAACAUGCUCUGCUGCUACCAGGUGGGGAAAAUUAUUAAUUUUUAUCAGGUUCUUAAUUUGUUUUCUUUACAUGAAUAAGCUUAGUAAAGUAAACAUAUAGAUCAAAUGUAAAUAGUUCAACUCUUUAAAACAGAAAGAGAAGAAUCUCCACUGAAAAAGAAAGCGAAUUAUAAGUGAAGCAACACUUGAUGUGUAGAAGAUUAAGUUUGAUCACUCGACAUUGGACAAUGCAGUGUCUGAUGGGCUUAGUUCAGUGGGCAAUUUGAACAAGCUCAGCAGAUUUAUUCUUUGGAGACACGAUUUACAGAAUAAGUGUGUUUACACAAACAUGAACCAAGAAGGGGAAUUCAUUUACCAAUUAAUGCUCACCAAGCAGAUUCCCUCAAAUUGCCCACUGGCUUUGACAAAUGACAAGGCUGGACGAAGACAACAAAACAUAUGCAAGUGUUGUUGUUUUUUGGUCAAGGAGUUAAAUAAAUACAGUCCUACCACAGGCUUUAGUUUUGUUAAAACUCUCUGAUUUUUUUUUUUUUCCAUCCUCUAUGAUUUUUAGACUACUUUUUAAUCAAAAGAUGUGUUCGGGUCAGUCUUCAAAUCUGUUUCCCUCGAGUACAGUUGAUUAGAGAAGUUCAGGAAACCAGUUGGAGAAUUCAAGCAGACAGCGGGUCACAUACAGAAUUUACAAACCAGAUUUUCCAAAAGCUUCUUGAUAAUUUGGUGCAAAGACACCAGUCCCAUGUGUGAGAAUUUGUGGUGAGAGAAACUAGUUCAGUGAUAUAUCUCACUAAACGUUCAAGGACAGUUGUCACAUUAGAAGAAAAAGUAAACGAUCAGUAGAGGGCAGACAGCUGCUGUUUGACUGUGGUUCAGCCGUCGGAUUAACUGUUUAUAUAUACUGGUUAUACUGGUUAAAACAGCGAUUGAAUUGUUGAUCAGAACUGUGUUUGAGGUGUCCCAGUACAUGACUUUAGCACCUGUUAACCAAUCAGAGAAUUUUUCUCUCAUGAUGUGAAUAACACUCUUUAGUUUCUCCUGCAGCCAUGGUGGAUAGUCUCCAUCUUAAAUUUUUAUUACAGAAACUGUUAGGUAUGAAUUCAUAAGCAGCAGGAAGAUAGAAAUCAGUACAAUAACAUUGCAAGUGACAAUCAAUUAUGAAGGAUUUCCUUAGAUUAAAACUCACUUUACACAUCAACAGAACUCUUUAAGUUGCACUUUUUCUUAGUCUUGGGGACACCUUGAUAUGUAGAACUAUUCGUAACCAGCUGUCUUGCGGGCAGUUAUUUGAUGAACUGUCAAUUUCUGAACUUGCACAUCCAACUUCUGUCCUCCGUGAUGGAGGAGAAUGAAGCUUACAGUUACCUUACAGUUGAGGACACGCUCUAGAUGUGUUGCAUUAGCCAAAAGUGUCCCCAAAUGCCCGUGCUGUUGGGGCAUUUGGAUGCUUUCAGGCCGUGCUACAGAAUCAGAGUCUACCUUUAAAUAUUGACUGAAUAACACAAGUUUAGUACUUGACUGAACUGUCAACUGACACUGUUGCAUCUUCCCUGUGUGAAAGGGGAUAUUGUCAGCAUUUGUUACUUGAAAUCAUGGCUGUUGCCAACCACAAACUUAGUAUGCAGCUAGUGUAGUCUCUUGUUUUUAAAAUAAAAUGCUAAGCAUGAUAAAAUACAUUUUUAAGAAGGACAUACAGUGUCAGAGGCAAAGCACGUGAGCGUGGUUCAGUGUGUAGACAUUGUUGUGCCUUCUAACAGCCACUAGUGGGCAGAGAGAAUAACCGUGAAAAAAUGCUGAAAUGACUGAGCAUUUCACCUGCAGUGAGACAGAUGCAAGGAGCUGCUGAUCUAAUACAAGAUCUGAGCAUAUUGUUGACUGCUGGUAGUGUAGAUAGGAAUUUUUGACUUUGGAGUUAAACAGCAGGGAGUCAUGGAAGGUCGAACUUCAGUUUACCUCACUUUUCAUCUUGUUUAUAGAGCAAUCUUGUCAAAUAGUAGUGUUCAGUGUACGCACAUAAAUAUGCAAUGUAUUUAGGUCUUUUUGUAGGGAAGACAGAUUAUAUCUAUCAGCUGUAAUUACUUUUGGACUGCGUUGGAGCAACACUGAACCACCACUGUGCCCCAAACCCCCACCCCGCCUCGUCGAAAUGCCCCCCUGCCCAGGGCGCUGAACGUCUGAAGUGCAAUAGAUCUCAGUUACUUGUGGUUUGCUUUCACUUUGCCGUCACCAAGUUUUGUUUGGGUUGUUUUCUGUCUGUGCUCCGUUUGGAUUAAAGCACAAACAGGCCCAAGUGAAAUCAGCUGAAAUUCUGGCGUGUGCACGGUGCCUUGAAGAGACUGAAUCACUGAUUCACUAAAGACAGAAACGUGUUAGUUAGGGCUGGGUAUUUUUCAAUACAGAUGUAAAAUCCAAACUAUUAGACAAACAACAGUAAAUGCAUUUUGCGACUUCUCUGUGUGUGGAAAUCACCAUAGUCAUCCACUCACAAUGAAAUAACACUAUUAAAACAUUGCAUCGUCUAACAGCUGUUGUCCAAUCGAUGGCACAGAUUCAGAAACGUUUCAGAAAAAAGUUUUUUUUUUUUUUGACUGACAAAGACUUAAAAAAAAGAAAAUUAAAAUAAAUUCUCCAUCUUGACUUCCUUUAGUCGAAUGUGUUGAAUUUGUUGUUUGCUUUUUAGCCACAUUAGCGUCAGGGCUCUGUGGAUGGGAGUGUAGGUCGGUCAGUUCAUUUACCACUUUAAUCCAGAAGUUUGUUUGAGGAUGAAUCCUAACAAACCCUGGAGCAUUUGUUUGGACCACCAGUUUCACCAGUUCCACUAAUUAGAAGCACAACAUGCAGAGUUCAUUUCCUCUGAAGGAAAACUCAGUUCUCAUUUUGAAAUCCAGCACUUUAGUUUCUGGUUUUUGAAUAAUUUCAAAACCUUGUGAUGCCUUAAAUUCCAGGGGGUGAUACCCAGCCCUAAUGGAGCAGAUAGUGAAGUUGGUUGCACUGUAUACAGCAUUACCAUGGCAACAGAUACACAGUGUCACCAUGGCAAAGGAUUCUGCGUCACUGUGGAAACUAACUUACCAGCAGGAAUAUUUUGAUCGUUGGUGAACAAUUAAUGGUGCUAAGCUCCCAUUGCUGCGGCCGGCAGGCCCCUCUGUUGUAGAACGACUUCAAACCCCACCAAGUUUCACAGGAAAUACUUCAGUUACCUAGUUUAACGUUCAGCUAAAGUCUUCUGUAGCAUAUGUCCUUCGAAACCUCCGAGAGAUGUGCAUGAGUGAGUGAGUGUGAUUGAAAUGAUGUAGCGCAGCCAGAUGUCAAAAAGAGAGGUUUGUCUGCAGUGUAGUGUGUGUGUGUCUGUGUGUGGGUGUGUGGUAUCGAAAGGUUCUUCCAGAUAUGAAUCCGUUUUUGUUUGUUUGUUUGUUUUUGGGACCAGGUGGAGUUGUAGUUAACAGCAACUGUAGGAUUCAGCUGUUUGCACACAGAGUUCUCGAGUCUACUUUCGCUGCUAGUUUGUGUAAUUUAUCAAGCGUUUUUGAGAAAUAUUUAUUUUUAUAAGCCUAAUACAAAAGUUGAUAUUUUACAAAGUGACUUGACCAAAAGACAGUAAACAAAAACACUGGCACUUGAAUGUUGAAUGUCAUUGGUAUGAGUGAAAAUUUCUAUUUUUCUGGGGUAGUGUGAGCUUUUUAACGUUAAAGAUGCAACGUGUAGGGGUUUCUCUUUGGAUAUGUCACUGUGAGGAGUUUUUGUGGUAGACAAAUGUGAAAGGGUUGUAAAAAUCCAAAAAUACCAGUACUGUCAUUGGUGCCAAAAUACUAAAGAAUCCAACACACCAGUUCUCUGCUAAAGGCCAGUACAAAGGUACUCGCAGCACGUGCACAUCUUUCUUCUGCCUAUUACCAGUCCAUUGUUUUUUGUUUGUUUUUUUAGAAACUUCUUCUUAUGCUGUUUGAUUAAUAUUGCCAUACCACCCGUUGGAAAAAUCUGAUCGCUUCCUUUUUCUUAAAACUAAGUAGAAAUCCUUUGUCAUAAACUUGCGCUCAGCUUGAACUUCCCACUUGCAGCUGCUGUUAAAUGGUUUGUUUUUGUUGCAUAGUUUGAGAACAUCCGUCAGUGAAAAGGUCCCACGGCCCUAACUGGGCUCUUCUCUUCUCUGUCAUUUACAACAGUAGAUGAAGAUGUGCAUGUGGUGUCACAGGAGGCGAUGUAGUGAAGCACUGACAGUUGGAUUACAGUUAAUGUGACUGUGACAUAUUAAGAGAAACAUCCUACACGGGUUACCUUUAAAGUCACAUUGGACUCAGUAUCAGAUCCAUAAACCUGUUUGUGUGACAGGUUCCAUUGCCAAUAAUGAUAAUAAACCGUAAACAGCCAUUUUUAAUUGGCAAGCAAAAUUUGAGACAAUACCACCAUGUAUGCCAAGGUUUGGAUAAAAACAAAUAACAAAAAGUUACGAUCAAAGACCAUUUUGUAAAAAAAAAAAAAAAAAAAAGUGUCCAGAUUCUCUCCAAGUCAGUUGUUGUUUUUGUUUUAUUCUUUUCAUUUGAGUCUUUACACUUUUCCUUCCCCUCAAUGCCCUCGUUGUGAAUGUCUGGCAAGUGGCGACCUUUAAAGUCUUCAUAACGCAGAAUUAACUGUGGUUCUAUUGCUAUGUUGUUGUGAUUUGCAUAUUUUCAGGCGUGAGUGUGUUAGUGCUGUCACAGGGGAGCUUCUGGCCAAUCAUAAAUGAGGAUCCAUCCUGCUGUCGUUUACUUUAGAGUGACAUGAGUGUUUUUUUUAUUGUUCAGCUGAUCCAUGACUCUUCAUCUGUCUUACAUGAGGAGAAUAUUGUAACUUGUGUUUCUGCUGUAGGUCCAUUUAGCACAGACACUCUGCAGUUAUACUGGGACAGCUCUGUUUGUCCAGUGACUGUAGCCUCAGUGAACAGAAUGCAAUGGAGCCAAAGCAAAGCCGCAAUCAUUGACUAAUCAAACAUGGCACACAAAUAGUAAACAGUCACACUUUACAGCCGUGUGUGUGUGCACAAACUAAAAUUUUGCGACAGUAAGUUCAUGGGUCUUCAGAUGGCGCUCUGGGAAACAAAGUACACAAAAAUGCAAACGCUUUGGGGCUUUAUUUCAAUUUCAAUUUGAUUAACUUUAGAAAGUGAUCUAAAAAACGUGUGUAGUUAUAUUUAGGAUUGAUUGUGGUUUAAGAGACUGAACUGAAAUGAAAUGGAGCCCAGUGUUUCCACCAUUACUGACUGACCAGAACCCUCAAAGUGGACACACAGCAGCACCGGCCUGGUAGUUAGUAUUUGCUUUAUGUAUUAGUUUAGCAGUUGUGCACGAAGAGGAGCACUGCACGAAGAAAAAAAAAACUGUGCAUCAUUUUAUCACAAAUAAAGGUUUGGAUUUGCAAAUGUA